Molecule: messenger RNA, 5418 nt
Organism: Notolabrus celidotus (New Zealand spotty)
Lineage: Eukaryota; Metazoa; Chordata; Actinopteri; Labriformes; Labridae
Product: NACHT, LRR and PYD domains-containing protein 12-like
Exons: 11
Coding region: 104-3157 (1017 amino acids)
Molecular function (GO): protein binding
Source: RefSeq, a predicted model, not a curated record
UAGGGUCAUGUGAGCAGAACGAGGACAUGAAACUGAAAGUAUAAACUGUUAGAUUCAGACUGCUGCCAACAGAGACGGAGGAAUCUUACAGACUGAAGCAGGGAUGAGUGGCCCUGAGGAGGAAGUGAAGGCCAGAGCAGAGUCUCCAGACCUCAGCUGUGUGUCUCUGAGGAGCGACUGGUCUAAAGAUAUUUUUCCAGACUUCAGUAAUGAACCUGGACCCUCAGACACAAAAGUUCAGCCCAGCAGACAGAGAGCAGAAUCUCCAGACCUCAGCUGUGUGUCUCUGAAGAGCGACUGGUCCAAAGAUAUUUUUCCAGACUUCAGUAAAGAACCUGGACCCUCAGACACAAAAGUUCAGCCCAGCAGACAGAGAGCAGAGUCUCCAGACCUCAGCUGUGUGUCUCUGAGGAGCGACUGGUCUAAAGAUAUUUUUCCAGAUUUCAGUAGAGAACCUGGACCCUCAGACACAAAAGUUCAUCCCAACAGACAUGGAGUAUCAAGCAGUCUGUCCAUGAAGAGUGACUGGUUUAAAGAUCAUCCUCCAGACUUCAGACUCAGGGCAGGUCGUGGUCUGCAGGAGGUUUUAGAUCAACAUAAGACCAGUCUGAGGACCAGAUGUGAACGUGUGACUGAAGGAAGUGAGGAAACAGGAAGUAGAACCCUCCUCAACAGGAUCUACACUGAGCUCUACAUCACAGAGGGACAGAGUGAAGAGGUGAACACCCAACAUGAGGUGAGACAGCUGGAGACCGCCUCCAAGAAGAAGAUCCUCCAGGACACUCCCAUCAAGUGCCAGGACAUCUUCAGAGCCUUACCCGGUCCACAGGAACCCAUCAGAGUGGUUCUGACAGUCGGCGUCGCUGGUGUUGGAAAAACCUUCUCAGUGCAGAAGUUCACUCUGGACUGGGCAGAGGGCUUGGAGAACCAGGACCUCAGUCUGGUGGUUCUGCUUUCAUUCAGGGAGCUGAACCUGAUCAGAGAGGAGCAGUACAGUCUCCUCCAGCUGCUCCAUGAGUUCCAUCCAACAUUACAGAAGGUCCCAGCAGAGACGCUGGCUGUCUGUAAACUGGUGUUCAUCUUUGACGGUCUGGACGAAAGCAGACUGUCUCUGGAUUUCAACAACACUCAGGUUGUGUCUGACGUCACACAGAGCUCAUCCAUAAACCUGCUGUUAACAAACCUCAUCCAGGGGAAUCUGCUCCCCUCAGCUCUGGUCUGGAUCACUUCUCGACCCGCAGCAGCCAAUCAGAUCCCUCCUUCACGCGUUGACAGGGUCACAGAAGUCCGAGGCUUCACUGACGCCCAGAAGGAGGACUACUUCAGGAAGAGGAUCAGUGAUGAAGAUCUGUCCAACAGAAUCCUCUCACACAUCAAGACCUCCAGGAGCCUCCACAUCAUGUGUCAGAUCCCGGUCUUCUGCUGGAUCACUGCUACAGUCCUGGAGCACAUGAUGAGCACAGAGCAGAGAGGAGAGCUGCCCAAGACCCUGACUGACAUGUACUCACACUUCCUGCUGGUCCAGACCAAGAGGAAGAGGAAGAAGUAUGACGUGUUGAAGAUAAGUUCACAGAAACCCACUAAAGCAGACCGGGAAGUUCUCCUGAAGCUGGGCCGGCUGGCGUUUGAACAGUUGAGGAAAGGAAACAUCAUGUUCUACCAAGAAGACCUGGAGCAAUGUGGUCUGGAUGUCACAGAGGCCUCGGUGUACUCAGGACUCUGUACAGAGAUCUUCAAAUCAGAGUGUGUGAUCUUCCAGAAAACAGUCUACUGCUUUGUUCAUCUGAGCGUUCAGGAGUUUCUGGCUGCAGUCUACUUGUGUCACUGUUACUCAACCCAAAACCAUGAAGUACUGAAGGUCUUCCAAACAGAGGACAAAGACACCAGUGAUCAGAAGAACCCAACACUGGAUGUCCUCUUGAGGAGCUCCCUGGAGCUAUCCCUUCAAAGUAAGAAUGGUCACCUGGACCUGUUUGUCCGCUUCCUCCAUGGACUCUCUCUGGAGUCAAACCGGAGACUCUUAAGAGGCCUGCUGGGCCGGAUAGACAUCAGUCCAGAGAUGAUCCAAAGAGUCAUCAACAACCUGAAGGAGAUGAACAGUGAUGAUAUGUCUCCUGACAGAAGCAUCAACAUCUUCCACUGUCUGACGGAGAUGAAGGACCUCUCGGUCCAUCAAAAGAUCCAAGACUUCCUGAAGUUAGAGAACAGAUCAGAGAAGAGACUCUCUGAUAUCCAGUGCUCUGCUCUGGCCUACAUGCUGCAGAUGUCAGAGGAGGUUCUGGAUGAGUUGGACUUAGAGAAGUACAACACAACACGACAUGGAAAGCUGAGACUGAUUCCAGCUGUGAGGAACUGCAGGAAGGCUCGACUUGUUCACUGUGGACUGUCAGAAGCUCACUGUGAAGUUGUGGCCUCAGCUCUGAAGUCCAACCCCUCCCACCUGAGAGAGCUGGACCUGAGCUUCAACCUGCUGCAGGAUGCUGGACUGACGCUGUUAUCAGCUGGAUUGGAGAGUCCCAACUGUAGACUGGAGACUCUGAGAUUAAGACUCUGCAGUUUGUCAGAGAUCAGCUGUGCUUCUCUGGCCUCCGCUCUGAAGUCCAACCCCUCCCAUCUGAGAGAGUUGGAGCUGAGUGAAAACAUGCUGAAGGAUUCAGGAGUGGAGCUGCUGCUUGAUUUUCUGCAGAGUCCACACUGCAGACUGGAGACUCUGAGACUGACUGACUGCUGUUUGUCAGAGAGCAGCUGUGCUUCUCUGGCCUCCGCUCUGAAGUUCAACCCCCCCCAUCUGAGAGAGCUGGACCUGAGUAAAAACUAUCUGCAGGAUGCAGGAGUGGAGCUGCUGUGUGGUUUUCUGCAGAGUCCAGUCUGCAGAUUGGAGACUCUGAGCUUGAGUUUCUGCGGUUUGUCAGAGAUCAGCUGUGCUUCUCUGGCCUCCACUCUGAAGUCCAACCCCUCCCAUCUGAGGGAGCUGGAGCUGAGUAAAAACUAUCUGCAGGAUUCAGGAGUAAAGCUGCUGUGUGGUUUUCUGGAGAGUCCAGUCUGCAGACUGGAGACUCUGAGACUGGCUGACUGCAGUUUGUCUGAGAUCAGCUAUGCUUCUCUGGCCUCAGCUCUGAAGCUCAACCCCUCCCAUCUGAGAGAGCUGGAGCUGUAAGGAAACAAGAUGCCGGCCUCUGGAGAGGAGCUGUUGUCUGAUCUUUGGAAGAGUCCAGACUUUAAACUGUAGACUCUGAGGUCAGUGACAGGUGUUGGAGUGGGUCCACGUUUGGUUCAGCAGUAUUUUAGUAAACACCUUUAAUGCUGAUUUAUAUUUCUGCGUCUCCCCCUACGCAGCAGGGUCUGACGCCGACAUGAGCAUCACAUACUUGUACGUCGAUGUCUCCGUGUUGCGCAACAAUUCUCCUCCUAAACACUUGAGGGCGGUGUGGUCUCUCUGAUAGCCAGAUGGAGAUGAAAUACACGGACGAUGAGUGGGGAUCCAGGAAGUGCUGUAAAUGCAGGAAAUACAAUGCAGCUGAGCCGACCAAUCACAGGGCUUGCAGUCCGUGUCGAUUCUACACAUAGUUACAUCUUGGAGGAGGUGCACGUCAGCUUCGUGCACCUCGGAUAAAUCAGCCUUUAAGAUCCUUAUUCCCUCCUAAAUCUUUGACCCACCCAGUGACUGUGAGAGGGAACAGAGGCAGGCUUCAGGAUUGGAGGUUGACAAAGACAGAGAGAGAUCAGGCAGCCAGUCAGAUCAGGCGGAGGCUUGUUGUGAAGGAGAUUUAGAAGCUAUAUAUUUCAGACUUUUGCCUUUAUUAAAUAUGACAGCUGAAGAGAGACAGGAAACGUGGGUGAGUAGAGAGUGGAGGAAGACGUGCAGGAGAUGGUCGCGGCCGGGAGUCGAACGGGCGACAAUGUGGGGCGUAUGUAUGUGGGGCGCUUAGACCGCUAGGCCACCAGGACUGUUUAACUCGAUGUGACGACAGCUGUCAUUGUUGUGUUCCAACUAUUCAACUGUCCCUGAGACAACAAUAUGAAUCCUAGAAGAAGUACAUCCAUCAUUACAAUGAGCAGUGAAUGUCUCCCUGUUUCUGCAGCAGUGCUCUCAUGGCCUCUCAGCACCUUGUUUUACCUGUGUAUCUAAGUCCUGUUUCUGCAGCAGUGCUCUCGUGGCCUCUCAGCACCUUGUUUUACCUGUGUAUCUAAGUCCUGUUUCUGCAGCAGUGCUCUCAUGGCCUCUCAGCACCUUGUUUUACCUGUGUAUCUAAGUCCUGUUUCUGCAGCAGUGCUCUCAUGGCCUCUCAGCACCUUGUUUUACCUGUGUAUCUAAGUCCUGUUUCUGCAGCAGUGCUCUCAUGGCCUCUCAGCACCUUGUUUUACCUGUGUAUCUAAGUCCUGUUUCUGCAGCAGUGCUCUCAUGGCCUCUCAGCACCUUGUUUUACCUGUGUAUCUAAGUCCUGUUUCGGCCUCUGCUCUGAACAGGUUGAAGUCUGUGCUGGUCUUUAACUGUUGUCAUCACAGGGGAACACUCCAGGUGGAGGUGACUGUCAGUGCUGCAGUCUGAACUGACCUCAGCUCCACUAUCAGUCAAACCCAGCCCUGUGUGUUCCUCUGGAUGCGACGGAGCAUCAUGGCAGCGUCUGGGCUGCUCUGCUGCUGCUCUGUGCCUCUGCACAGUCUCUGCAGACACACUGAUAUGUUAUCUAUCCAGGGAGCGUGUGCACUGCAGGUUUGCUCUGUCCAACGGCUUCCUGGGUCCAGCAUAGAGAGAACAACAUACAAACAUUAGUUACAGAGCCUUCCUGUGGUGGAUGCACGGCUCAUUAAUACAGUGUUGUGUUACUUUGUGCUUGUAUCAUUGCAGAGUAUAGUGCAUAUCUAUAAAGUUUAGUUUUUGCAGGUUUAAAUGAGUUUAAUAUGAAUAAGUGUGCUCUACUUUAUUGCCCUGUUACCUUCUGACACAGUGUUCAUCUUAAAGUGUUGUUGUAGUCGACAUGUAUCAUGUAUCUAUUUGAAGCUGUUAACAGUGAUAUCCAUGAUCAACGAGUAUAUCUCCUGUCUAUGAUUCUUUAAAGGUCAGGAGUCUGUAUGUAGUGUUUUAUUUUUAUAAUGAGCUGAUGUUACAUGCUGUUCUCAUGCCUGACUUCCUGUCCAGGUUGAUCUUCUCUGUUCAGCCUGAUGUGUGCUUGGCCUUAAAACCCUGACCUGCAUAAACUCAGGCCAAAUAUUAUCAUUAACAUGUACAAAUCAAGCAAUUCAUCAUUUCACUUGCAUUGCUACAGCAGCUAAUUAUAGGACUCAUAAACAGAGCAAGACUUUGCAACAACAGUAUAUUUGUGUAAAUUAUAUUCCACUUUAACUCCUUGUAUGUGGACUCAUGCUUGAUCAAUACUGCUGAUGCCAAUUCCAUAAUAAAACACGUGUUACCCUGUU